This is a messenger RNA of Pezoporus occidentalis (night parrot), 854 nucleotides long. RefSeq names its product T-cell surface glycoprotein CD3 delta chain. Gene Ontology annotation, cellular component: external side of plasma membrane; alpha-beta T cell receptor complex; membrane. Lineage: Eukaryota; Metazoa; Chordata; Aves; Psittaciformes; Psittacidae. The record is from RefSeq and is a predicted model, not a curated record. The coding region runs from base 291 to 815 and encodes 174 amino acids. Gene Ontology annotation, biological process: positive thymic T cell selection; cell surface receptor signaling pathway. The transcript is spliced from 5 exons. Gene Ontology annotation, molecular function: transmembrane signaling receptor activity.
GCCCUUGGCUGCUGGGGUCCGUGGCAGCGUGUGCGGGGACCACUGCUCUAGGAGGCUUCCCGGCUGCUCGGGGUCCCUGGAUGCUGGAGCAGCCGCCGCUCAAUGCCAGCCGUCGUUCUCUGUCACUCCAUGGCUGGGGUGAGGAGGCAGGCACAGGGCACCUCAGGCAUCCUUCAGCUGCCGUGCGAGGGAGGCUCCAGCCCCCGGCAUCCGGUACCUGACAAAAGCGGGUGGUGCCUUUCCACGUCCUCCCCUCCGAGCAGGGGAAAGAGCCGCCACGGCUUGGUGCCAUGCGGAGGGGAAUGGCGCUGGGUGCUUGGGUGCUCCUGGCCAGCCUGGCCGGGGCCAGCUGGGGUGUCCGAGGACAGAAGAUAACUGUGAAAGAAGCCAGCGGGAAGGUGUUCCUAGAGUGUCCAGUGGGCAGCAACACUCAAAUUGUAUGGUACAAAGAUGGGAAUUGGGUAGAAAACGCAACACAGCUGGAUUUGGGUGCAAUUUACGAUGAUCCCAGAGGUAUCUAUACAUGUGAAGCAGACAAAGGAAAGAGAAGCCCUCCCUUCCAGGUGCACUACCGAAUGUGCCAGAACUGCAUCGAAGUGGAUGCUGCCACCAUCUCGGGGAUCGUGGUGGCAGAUGUCGUCGCCACCGUCUUCCUGGCGGUGGCUGUGUAUUGUAUCACUGGGCAGGACAAGGGACGCAUGUCACGAGCUUCUGACAGACAGAACCUGAUUGCCAAUGAGCAGCUCUACCAGCCCCUUGGCGAGCGUGACAAUGAGCAGUACAGCCAGCUGGUACCUGCCAAGGGCCGCAAGUGAAGUGGGAAGAUGCUGGAGCCUGUGAGUCCUUCACACCAG